Physeter macrocephalus (sperm whale) is the source of this 795-nucleotide messenger RNA. RefSeq names its product adipocyte enhancer-binding protein 1-like. Lineage: Eukaryota; Metazoa; Chordata; Mammalia; Artiodactyla; Physeteridae. Gene Ontology annotation, biological process: protein processing; negative regulation of transcription by RNA polymerase II; peptide metabolic process. Gene Ontology annotation, molecular function: zinc ion binding; metallocarboxypeptidase activity; DNA-binding transcription repressor activity, RNA polymerase II-specific. The transcript is spliced from 5 exons. The record is from RefSeq and is a predicted model, not a curated record. Bases 1 to 795 code for a protein of 264 amino acids.
AUGUAUAUACGUCUGCUGGCUGCGGCCAUGGCAGCCGCCCGGGGAGAGGACGAGGAAGAGGCAUCUGAGGCCCAAGAGACCCCAGACCACGCCAUCUUCCGCUGGCUGGCCAUCUCCUUCGCCUCUACCCACCUCACCAUGACCGAGCCCUACCGGGGAGGGUGCCAAGCGCAGGACUACACUGGCGGCAUGGGCAUCAUCAACGGGGCCAAGUGGAAACCCCGCUCUGGGACUAUCAACGACUUCAGUUACCUGCACACCAACUGCCUGGAGCUCUCCAUCUACCUGGGCUGCGACAAGUUCCCUCACGAGAGUGAGCUGCCCCGAGAGUGGGAGAACAACAAGGAAGCUCUGCUCACCUUCAUGGAGCAGGUUCACCGUGGCAUCAAGGGGGUUGUGACAGACGAGCAGGGCAUCCCUAUCGCCAACGCCACCAUCUCCGUGAGCGGCAUUAACCACGGAGUGAAGACAGCAAGUGGUGGCGAUUACUGGCGCAUCCUGAACCCGGGGGAGUACCGCGUGACGGCCCACGCGGAGGGCUACACCCCGAGCUCCAAGACCUGCAACGUGGAUUACGACAUCGGGGCCACCCAGUGCAACUUCAUCUUGGCUCGCUCCAACUGGAAGCGCAUCCGGGAGAUCAUGGCCAUGAACGGGAACCGGCCCAUCCCGCACAUCGACCCGUCGCGCCCCAUGACCCCCCAGCAGCGGCGCAUGCAACGCCGCCGCCUGCAGUACCGGCUGCGCAUGCGCGAACAGAUGCGGCUCCGGCGCCUGAACGCCACCGCCCCUUAG